UCCGUCGCUCCGGCAGUCUGGCUUUGGCCGCAGAAGGUGACGGACGUACAGAGGUGCUCGCGCAGUUUACCUGGAUGUCACUUGGGUAACGCGCCAGAAGCCGAUUCCUCUCGUUAUCGAAGGCACACAGGGGGCAUCCAGGCCCUUAUCUCACACGAAACGAGGAAAAGAAGCCCGAGGAAGACCUUUUUUCACGCGUGCGGUUGAUUCCUCUUUCUCCCGAACGACGUUCAUCUCUGCCGCCUCCACCAUGCAGAACCUGGACGCAACAGGCACCACGAUAGUCAUCACCAUCCUCCUGGAGGGGACGUAACAGCGCAUCAUCCUCACCAGCCUCUCGAGACGUCCCUCUUCGCCUCCCCCUCACCACGCCGCCCAUCCCCCGCCUCUCGUCGACGCUGCACUUCUCAUUUCAUCAUCGCCCUCACGCCCAGCCCGACGCCCACACAGUGAAGAAGACAGGAACCGCGAAGGAGAGAUUGUCCCCUUCGAAGGCGCUGCAGUGAGAGAGAGAGAGAGAGAGAGAGAGAGAGAGAGAGAGAGAGAGAGAGAGAGAGAGAGAGAGAGAGAAGGGAAGUUGCAUGACCCGCCGCCCAACCGCCUCCUCCCCCCCGCGCUGCCUGCUCCCGCCCCGUCGUCGUAGCCGCUAAGGAGGACCUUGAGACGCCCUUGGAGAUGUGCGGCGAAGUUGAUGCGUGGAAGAUCAAGACCGUGCUGGUUAGCAUCCUCGUCGCUUCGGCCUGUGCAGCCGAUUGGAAGGAGGAUCUGUCCAACGAGCUGAGCAUCGGCGUGAGCGACAAGGGUUACGCCCGAGCGGUGCUAGACUGCGAGGAUGACCACAUGGCCUUCGUCAUCACCAUGGAGGAGGACUUCGAGGGCGUGGUCUACACGAGGGGCAGCUUCCACGCCCGCAAAGGACCCUGCUUCCUGGACGCGACGGGCGGCAAGGAGUUCGCGCUCAAGUUCAGCAACAAAGAUUGUGGAACAAAAUACGACAGCGCUCUGGGUGCUCACGUGAACACCGUGGUUGUGCAGCACGACGAUGACCUCAUCUUCCCCGGUGACCUCGCCUUCGCCCUCAGAUGCCACGACCAGGUCACCGUCAGCGCCUCCAUGGAAGGGGUCAAGUCCAAGAUCACCCUCGUGGACCCGGAUCCUGGCGCCAAGGAGGACUCCAAGGACGAGCUCUCCGCCACCUCCUCGUCUCGGGUCGUGACCUUGAGCCCGGCCCGCCCUUCGCCGCCCAAGGAGGAGCUAUAGCGGAGCCUCAGGGACACGGAGCGGCAUCGUCGGUUCUGCUGGCUUGCGCCUUCGGGGAGAGAGGGAGGGAGGGAGGGAGUGUGGGGAGCGGGGGAAAUGGGGAGGGAGUGGAGAGCCGGGGAAGUGGGGAGGGAGUGACGACUGGAGCGGGGAGAGGUUGAAGAAGUGUGAGCGUGAGGAGGGAAAAAGAAGGGCGUAGGGGAGGAAGCGCGAGGCGGAGCGACGACCUCUCCUCCCGGCGUCUGAUCAUGGACUGACCAGCUGCCCCUUCAGCCGCAGCAUAAAAGGGGCAGCGAAGGGGCGGCGUCUCCUUCUCUUCUUUCCCCUCAUGCCACGCCCACGACCCCUUCCUUCCCCCUGCCAAGUGGAAUGCACACGAAGACGCGAGCACUUCCCGGUGUCCGUUUGUGAAGUUGCAAAGUGGAAGUUAAGGGAAGUUGCACAGUAUGAGCGCUGUUUUUGCAAGAUUGAUCUCAUAACAAAGUAGUGUUGGUGAGGUAAGACUCCUUCCCCCGAUUUUUGCUCGUAUUUUUUUUCUUCGAUAAUUCUCUUUUAUCCAUUUCUUCUUAUCGUCCUCCCCUUCCUCCUUCUCUAUUCUCACGUUUCUGUUCUUCCUCACCUCCAGGAGGGUGGAAUCUAAAAAAAGGGGGCAGUUAUUUAACAAAGCCAAAUAUUCUUGUGGUAUGAAAAGAAAUCUCUGUUUAUCGUUCACUUCGUCUUGACUUUUUAAAAAUUAUUUUUAACUGCACCAAAUUUAGAAAUUCUUCCCAUUUGCCAAAUGUUAGGUGAAAAAAUAAUAUGACCUGGUGCUUUGAUGCCAAUAUAUUUCCCUUUUCGUUUGUUGUCAUCAUGGACAUCUUUCCUCACCUGGUUUCUUCCUGGUUUCGAAUUAGAAUAAGAAAACGAGAGUAAUACACUUCAAGGUUUUCAAAAAGGGCGCCAUUUUCUACGCGGUCGACCUUGAAGCCUCAGAAACAAGUCUAAAACAAUGGAAUGUCGGCUUGCGUGUCAUCUUUUAUAUAUAUAUCUUUUUUAG
Molecule: messenger RNA, 2296 nt
Organism: Penaeus vannamei (Pacific white shrimp)
Lineage: Eukaryota; Metazoa; Arthropoda; Malacostraca; Decapoda; Penaeidae
Source: RefSeq, a predicted model, not a curated record